Molecule: messenger RNA, 237 nt
Organism: Enterobius vermicularis (human pinworm)
Lineage: Eukaryota; Metazoa; Nematoda; Chromadorea; Rhabditida; Oxyuridae
Source: the annotation of a GenBank genome assembly
AUGAAUGAUGUGAUGAGCUUAGGUGACAAACAUUGGUACAAGGAUGGAGGAGAGAGAAAAGAGGUGCGAGGGGGAGGGAAGGGCAAGAAGAAAGGUGAUCUAAACGAGCGGAAAACCGGAACAAAGCGGAUUAAAAUUAGGAAAGGUAAUGUUGUUGGAAAGACAACUGCGAAUGAAACAUUGAACGGAGUACUGCUGACCGUUGACGAUGCGACAUCAACAACAGUUUACCACUAA